AUCGCCAAGCGAAUCACGCACUCGCACCCGCCAGCGUGUAAUCGGGACGUCGCACGAUUGGGACUUGUUUCGCUGCUUCUUGUGGUACUCGGGACUCUGGGGCUGCCGAUUGUGAAUUGUUUGUUCGGCCUUCCGAAAGGCAUCCGUGCUGUGACGGGCGAUUCCCUGCAUCGCGAUCACUUGAUAAACAUCGGAUAAAUCUGGUGGUUCCGUCGUUUUAAAUUGGGAUCGAAUAUUUCACAAGAUGGGCGCUCCGAUACUCGCCUCGGCGGCUCACGCCAUGUCGGCACUCGAAACUGGCGGCCACACCAUGGAUGCUUCCAUCACUUCCAGAGACACCAAGGGCGGCCGGAGGCUAUGGUACCGCAUGAGGGUGAUCCAGCAGCCGGAGCGUGCGAGAGCCUGUGGCUCUGGUCCGAAGUCAUCCGCCGACCGUCGCCCUGUUGACCCGCCUCCCGUUGUGGAGCUGCGCAUCUACGAAGGCCAAACGUGGGACCAGGCACAGGAGAAGGACAUCACUUUCGUCUACAAUGCCAACUUCUUCCUGUUCGCCACGCUCGAGCAUGCUCGGAUCAUGGCCCAUGCUCGCGGCUCGGCGUCUUCGGCUAACACGCCGCCUGUGCUGACCGGUAUGCCCGUUUCCGGCAUGGCGUAUCUGGACCGGCCGCAGGAGGCUGGUUAUUUCCUCUUCCCAGAUCUCUCGGUAAGGCACGAGGGCCGGUACAAGCUGACCUUCAACCUGUACGAGGAGACCAAGGAAGACAAGGACAAGGACAAGGAGCGCGAUGUCGAGAGCCAGCCGCCUCUUACCGGCCUGAGCCCCGCCACGGGAGGCUCGUUUGAUUUCCGCAUGGAGGUCAAGUCGCAGGACUUCAUCGUUUACAGUGCUAAGAAGUUCCCCGGUCUGGCCGAGAGCACGGCGCUCAGCCGUGUUGUUGCGGAGCAGGGAUGUCGCGUGCGCAUUCGCCGUGACGUGAGGAUGAGGCGCCGCGAUGGCAAGGGUGCUGGAGACUACGACAACGCCGAGGAGGAGUACAACCGCAGGAGGAGAACGGCGACGCCCGAUAACCGCAACAACGACUUUGCCGCCCGCGCGCGGUCGAUGAGCGGGAGCACAGAACGCACCCCGUAUUCGGCUGACCCCCAGCGCCGUCCGUCGAUGGCCGAUUACCCGUCGCAGUAUGCGCAGAACCCGCCAUCUGGUGGCCAUCUGGGGUUCCUGGGUGGAAACGCCAGCUCGCAGUACCCUGCUGCCCCGCCGCAGCCGUUUGCGCAGCCGCCGUCGGUCCCUGCGUCGCCUGUGUACCCGCCCACCCAGGCCGCUCCCUACCAAAUGCAGGCCUCAUACCCUCCACCGCCGCCGCCGCCUGCGCCGAAGCCGCACAGCAGAGAGCGGACGCCUUCCCAGUCCGGGUAUGCCCCGAUCAACCCGGCGCCGCCUCGCCGUGAGAGCAUCCACCACGACUACCGCCCGUCCGGCCCCGUACAACUCCCACCGCUGCCUCCCCCGCCCUUCCACCCGCCGACGCCGAAGCAGUCCCACAUGCUGCCACCACAGGCGCCGCAGCCGCCGCAGGUCCUCCCGCCUCUCCGGAUCGACGGCAACAACAACCGCCACCCGGUGCCCAUGUCGAGCCCGACGUCCAACAACAACAACACCCCACGCCACCUCGCCCCGCUCGCGCCGCUCAUCCAGAGCGCCACCAACAGCAACAACACCAGCACCGGCAAGGGCCCCGUGCACCCGGCCACGCUGCCGCCGCCGACGACGUACGCCGGCACCAAGCGGGCGCACGACGAGUCGUUCUGGUACGAGCCGGAGCGCGGGCGCUUCCAGAACGGCGCCCGCGACAAGGGCACCUCGGAGGACAUUGCCCGCGACGAGAUGCCCAUGGCCUUUGCGCGUGCCGAUGGCAGCCGGAGUUAUGGUGCUUUGUUGCCGUAUUAAAAGUCGAGGGGCUGCGAAGGAAGUGGUGGGUAUGUGCGUUGUUGGGGUUGGCUGUUCUGGGUUUUUCGGUUGGUGUGGUGGUUGGUGGUGUUGGGAGUUGAUCGCUUCCCAUUCUCUUCUUUGUGCUCUUUCCCCUAUUUUUGUUUCGCGCUCUUCCAAAACGCCUGUAUGAGUCAACGAUUGG
Messenger RNA from Chaetomium fimeti, 2132 nucleotides. RefSeq names its product velvet factor-domain-containing protein. The transcript has 3 exons. Bases 245 to 1948 code for a protein of 567 amino acids. The record is from RefSeq and is a predicted model, not a curated record. Lineage: Eukaryota; Fungi; Ascomycota; Sordariomycetes; Sordariales; Chaetomiaceae.